AUGCCCACUGUGGGCCUGGGGGUGUAUCAGAACGAGCAAUGCGCGGAGGCAUGUGCUGUUGCACUUAAAAAUGGAUACACGAUGAUCGAUUCCGCACGCUACUACGAGAACGAGGUUCAGGUUGGCGUCGGUGUGAAAGAAAGCGGCGUAGACCGGGCGAGCAUUUUCAUUACAUCCAAAGUGUUCCAUGAUGAUUAUGGCAAGGAAGAAACCAAGGCAGCGAUCGAUGAUUCAAUCAAGAACUUGGGGUCUGAUUAUUACGAUCUGUAUCUUGUUCACAGUCCAAUCGGCGGCAAGGAGAAACGUCUUGCAGGUUACAAAGCAGUCUUAGAAGCUAAGGCUGCUGGCUUAGUUAGAACUGUCGGGGUAUCCAACUACGCUGUCAAACAUAUCGAAGAGAUUCGUGAGGCUGGCCUGGAAAUGCCUGCCGUUAACCAAGUCGAGCUUCACCCCUUCUGUCAACAAAAACCUAUUGUCGAGUAUUGCAAGCAACACAACAUUGUUGUUCAGGCAUACACACCUCUCGUGCGUGGAGGUUUCGACAACCCUGUCAUCCAAGAGCUUGCAAAGAAGUACAACAAAGAACCUGCGCAAAUUCUCAUUCGGUGGUCACUGCAAAAAGGCUUUGUACCCCUGCCCAAGUCCUCGAACCCAGACCGAAUCGUGUCUAACCUACAAGUAUACGACUUUGAAAUUUUGGAAGAAGACAUGGCUAAGCUUAGUGCUCUGGAUCGCGGGAAGGAGGGCGCGAUAACAUGGAACCCUGUUGAUACCGAGUAA
Messenger RNA from Serpula lacrymans var. lacrymans S7.9, 780 nucleotides. RefSeq lists its product as uncharacterized. Gene Ontology annotation, molecular function: oxidoreductase activity. Bases 1 to 780 code for a protein of 259 amino acids. The transcript is spliced from 8 exons. The record is from RefSeq and is a predicted model, not a curated record. Lineage: Eukaryota; Fungi; Basidiomycota; Agaricomycetes; Boletales; Serpulaceae.